Messenger RNA from Exophiala mesophila, 1525 nucleotides. RefSeq lists its product as uncharacterized. The transcript has a single exon. The coding region runs from base 198 to 896 and encodes 232 amino acids. NCBI's taxonomy places the organism in Eukaryota, Fungi, Ascomycota, Eurotiomycetes, Chaetothyriales, Herpotrichiellaceae. The record is from RefSeq and is a predicted model, not a curated record.
CCGAUCGUCAGAGGGAAAACACUGCACCAUGCCAUGAUUGUUCUUUAUCGACCGCGUUGAGAUUCUCAUCGCCCUAGCCCUUUUCUUAACCAUCUCUAUCCCUUGUCUCAGACUACGGAGUACACUGGUUUUGGGGGCAUUAAAGUUGCUUGUGAAUAAUAAGCAAGCAGUCGCUGGGGUCAUCCCGACCAAUCACCAUGGCUCCAUCACCCAAAUUCGCCCAUCCAGCUGAUUAUCCCAGUCUCUCCGAGCAAGAGAUCAUCAUUGUUAAAAAAGUCUAUGACUUCACUGAAGAUUUCUUCUCUAAUCCUCAAUUCGACGCGUCCCAUGACUUCAAUCACAUCAAACGCGUUGUGGCCAAUUCUCUGACCAUUCUCGACAAGGAGGAGGAGCUACAGAAACGAUCGUGUCUGCCCGCGCUGAAUCCUCUAAGCGUCAUCUUGGGAGCUUUGCUCCAUGAUGUCGAGGAUGAGAAGUAUCGAAGCGCCGACGACACCACAUCACCCACCAAGCAGAUUCUAAACAAGGUCGGUCUCACAGAUGACUACGCAGACCUGAUGCUGCAGCUCGUCCAUGGCGUCUCAUACUCAUCAGAAGUCAAAGACCCAGAAAAGGUCAUUCGAGCCAUCCAACUCAUUCCAGAACUCGCCAUCGUUCAGGACGCUGAUCGUUUAGAUGCCAUUGGCGCCAUUGGCAUUGGCCGAUGUUUCACCUUUAGCGGUGCCAAAAAGAUACCCGACAUGCAAGAUUCCAUUGCCCAUUUUGAAGACAAAUUAAUCAAGCUGCGAGAUAUGAUGAAGACCGAAACCGGUAGACUUCUUGCUGAAGAGCGUACCGAUCGAAUUCUGGAAUUCAUGUCCUGGUGGCAGGAUGAGACGGCAGCCACCACCGCGUGAGGUGACAAAGGCAACACCGUGCAGGAAUUGGUACAAGUGUUGUGAAUAGGUGCUUUGGUUAGCGACCAUGCUUGGAGUCACAAAUCUCAACUCUCUUCGGCUUCUCCAGGCUCCCCCAGAUCCUCGCCUGCUUGUGCAAGUGGAUCCGACUUUUCCUGGGUGCCCGACUGCGGUGUCACACCUGCUGAACCGGUCUUGGGCGGUGGAGGUAAAGGUGAUCCCUUUCUGGACGAAGGAUGGUCUUGCUCGGCACUUUUCUUUGCUCCUUCGGCAAAAAUAUCAUCAAAUCCGCUGUUGGGAGACAAACCACCAUGAUGUCGGGAUUUACGACCGCCCUUGGGUGGGGGAGCUGUGGCAGGUGUCGCAUUGGGAUUUAUCAUCGGUGGAGGAGCAAUGUUGGGGUUCAACAUUGGUGGUGGUUGUAGACUUUGUGUAGGCGCGGGGGAGAAAGCAUUCGUACUGGCUCCCUGGUCGGUUUCGAAGCCCUUGUUGUCGGCAUCGAAAAGAUUCUCUCCUGGACCUUGUACCUCUUCACCGAGACCGACAGGGAGUCGAUGAAGAGCACCAAAUCCCAGCACAGCUCCUAGUGCUCCUUCACCUCCCCAACCUCUUCUCGGAAUCAAUUCCAC